AUGAGCAGUCAGACAUAUAGGAAAAUUGUCUUCAGAAAAGGAAACUUCAACGAGUCUAAAAUAGAUUUAACUUUUGUUCGUGAGGCGGAAAUCAAUCUACCAGUAGGUAAUCGCUUCGACCGUUUACCCACCAGCUUUCACCAUAAUAGUUUGGUAGGUCUUCUUGAAACGGAACAUCGCGAGGCCUUGCUGAGGCCGCCAGUUUGCUCGCAACACAAGAACGAAAGACUACGAUAUUUCUGCUCUUCCUGUGAAGCGUGUAUUUGUCCUGUUUGCUUCGCCGAAGAUCACCGAGGCCAUGAGUUCGACGUUAUUGAAAAGGCAGUGCAGGAGGAUAAGAAAUACAUCAUGUUGAACGUCGACACUAUCAAGGAAAAGGCAAAUUUGUUUCGAGAAGAGUUAAGAAAACUUGAGAAAACCUCUGAGGAUGUGGAAAUGAUCAUCGCUAUCGCUAAACAGGAAGUGUCUGGGGCAGCUCAACACGUCAUCAAAAAGACGCGACAGCAAGAAAAACAACUCUUAGAGUCCUUAGAAAUGACGCGUAGGAAGAGAAUAGAGCGAAUUCACUCAGCAAAGCAAGAACUGGAAUCUCUGGUAAAACAAAUGAACCAAGCAGCUGAGUUUGCGGAAAAUCUGGUGCAGAGUAGCUUGAAUAUUAUACAGACCAAGAGAACUUUGAAGCAGAAAUUUCAAGAGCUUUGUGGAGUUGAGAUUUCAAGGCAUCAUCCGACAACAUUUGUCAAAUUUACCGCGGCAUCCCAAUAACACUUAAAACUAGGUUUUAUUCAACUCACUGAGGAACCGGCAAAAGCCGCUAAAUCAACUCUAGAAGGACUGGAUCGAACUUUCCAGGCUGGUGUAGAAGCAGAGUUAACGUUGUGUUCAAAAACAGCAGAGGGAGAGACUAGUUACCAGGCUGAUCUUAGCGAUCAAGUUGAAUGGCUGAUAAAACCUACCGAAGAUGUCACAAACGUGACUGUUCAAGCAGGAGAAGAAGGCAAUCUUAGAUUGAAGUUUACACCUAAAGUGCCUGGUGCCUACAGCGUUGAGGUGAAGAUUAAUGGCGAAAAGCUUCCGACCUGUCCGUUCAAUUUGCCAGUGAAAGAACGUGAACUUGUCGUAGUCGGCGAAUUGGACUUGAAGUUCAACCAAGGGCAGGAAUUCAGUGGACCAAGUGGAAUCGCCGUUAACAAGCAAGGCGACAUAGCUGUUGUAGAUAAUAUUGGACACUGUGUUUUUGUAUUCAAUAAAGAAGGGAACUGUUUGAAACAAAUUGGAAAAGAAGGAGUAGAUCCUGGACAAUUCAAACAUCCCACCGGAGUGUUAUUUUUAAACGACCACGAAGUUCUUGUUACAGAUUGUGCAAAUAAUAGAAUACAACACAUAAAUAUCCAGACAGGAACUGUUUUGAAAACCUUCGGAAAAAAAGACGAGGGAAAAGGACACUUUAUGUCUCCAUUUUCUGUGCACCUCGAUCACGCAAACCGUUUAGUUGUCACUGAAAUUUGCAACAAUAGAGUUCAAGUAAUGUCAAAAGAGGGCGAAGCUCUAUUCACAAUAGGAGACAGUGGUCCAGUAAAACUCAGCAAACCACACAGCUGCAUUUCUUACAAAAACAUUUUCCUGGUAACUGAAAUAAACAAUCACGUCGUAAAAGCAUUUGAUUCGUCAAAGACUUUCUUGUACAAGUUUGGCAAAAAAGGGAAUCAAGACGGACAGUUCAACAAACCCUGUGGCAUGUGUUUAGACGGCUCUGAUAACCUUCUUGUUUGUGACUAUCUCAAUAACAGAGUUCAGCAAUUUUCUUUGGACGGUCGCUUUACAGGCAAAACUACCGUUCCUUUAAAAGAUCCACGUCGAAUUGUAACAGCGCCAGAUGGGCGUAUACUAGUCACAAGCCGUACAGCUAAGAAAAUAUACAUUCUGAGGUAAAUGUGUUAUAAUUCUAUGAAUCAU
Messenger RNA from Pocillopora damicornis (cauliflower coral), 1956 nucleotides. RefSeq names its product E3 ubiquitin-protein ligase TRIM45-like. Gene Ontology annotation, biological process: proteasome-mediated ubiquitin-dependent protein catabolic process; protein polyubiquitination. Lineage: Eukaryota; Metazoa; Cnidaria; Anthozoa; Scleractinia; Pocilloporidae. Gene Ontology annotation, molecular function: zinc ion binding; ubiquitin protein ligase activity; protein binding. The record is from RefSeq and is a predicted model, not a curated record.